AUGGCGCUCGCGGCACCGGCAGAGUGGCUAUACGCACUCGCUACCGUCUCGUGGAGCCUGACUAUCGCCUUCAACAUAUACACUACUCCUAUCGUGGCGAAGAUCAAAUCUGCACGGGAUCAAGCCGAAAUCGAGCAAUUGGCGCCUGAACAGUACGGAAAAUGGACCCCAACUCCGAAAAGCCUGGAAUGUACCGACUAUAUUGCUCCUGGACAGGACGAGGGAACGGUUCAGGUCGAUCUUCUCUGGACGGGAUCGAGAACGACAGGAGAGGAAAUGACAAACUUGGAAGUCUGGAUAGCCAGCCUGGUUCGCUGCACGGCUAUACUGAAUAUUGCUCCAAUGAUGGUCACAACGCAUCCGGCCUCAGUCCGCCAAUCCGAGCAAGGGCCUGGAGAUAAUCGACUUCAACCUACAGCACGCCCAAGCGAGGGCAGUAAUACGGCCUUUGACAACAGAGUCUUGAUUUCCUGGACGAGCAAUGUCGUGCACUCCCCGCUAAUGAUCUGGUUUCGGACGGUUUCCUGCUGA
This is a messenger RNA of Cladophialophora carrionii CBS 160.54, 531 nucleotides long. RefSeq lists its product as uncharacterized. NCBI's taxonomy places the organism in Eukaryota, Fungi, Ascomycota, Eurotiomycetes, Chaetothyriales, Herpotrichiellaceae. The transcript has a single exon. The record is from RefSeq and is a predicted model, not a curated record. Bases 1 to 531 code for a protein of 176 amino acids.